Molecule: messenger RNA, 658 nt
Organism: Paramuricea clavata
Lineage: Eukaryota; Metazoa; Cnidaria; Anthozoa; Malacalcyonacea; Plexauridae
Source: the annotation of a GenBank genome assembly
AUGUUGUUUCCACUUUUCAUAUAUUUACACGUUGCUCUUCUAGGAAUCUGUCGACAAUGCCGCGAAAAGUUGAGCCCAAACGCCACAAUCCUGCAGGGUGAACAGCGAAAAGAGGUAAACACUACAUGCGUGUAGCCACAGGGUAAAUAUUAAUACAAGGAAGUACAACAAACAAGGGACAAACAGGCUUAUAAGCCAAACUAAACCAAGCGGUGUUUUUAGCAAGGCUUAACCCAGGGCUGAGAUACUGACUAUAUGGCAGUUUUCCAUAUAGAGAUUAUAAAACAAUAGAGUGGGUAUUGUGGCAAUAAUUGUGGGACAAUUCCUGAUGGCCGCAAUUUACAGUUGUAUACGUGCGAAUAUGCAGACAUCGCUAAAGAUUUAUCCUUUUAAUUCAUUAUAGGCAUCAGAUGGAGAACCUCCAGCCACAGAGUUCACUGACGAGGGAAAAAUGAACGACGAGACUAUUGCAACGCUCGUUGAAGAUCUGGAGAAGCUAGCCAUUAACCCUGAGUGUUCACUAUACCAGCCUACCUCGUCCCAGGAAGAUACUUCAGAUGACACCAGCAGUCAGGCAACGUGUGGAAGUGGUUCUCAUCCACCAGAUAAACCAGCUGAUGACGGUAAAAAACAGCAUUGGAGCGAUUCAUGGACCUGA